This is a messenger RNA of Procambarus clarkii (red swamp crayfish), 4376 nucleotides long. RefSeq lists its product as uncharacterized. The record is from RefSeq and is a predicted model, not a curated record. Gene Ontology annotation, molecular function: poly(ADP-ribose) glycohydrolase activity. Gene Ontology annotation, biological process: nucleotide-sugar metabolic process; carbohydrate metabolic process; ATP generation from poly-ADP-D-ribose. Gene Ontology annotation, cellular component: cytoplasm; nucleus. Lineage: Eukaryota; Metazoa; Arthropoda; Malacostraca; Decapoda; Cambaridae.
GAGGAGCAUGCCAUGUGCCUCAGUGUGUGUUGUUCCUUGGUGCAGUGAGGUAUAGGGUCGACAGCUGUCCUCACCGGAGACCCCGAUCGUCGCCAGUGAAAGAGCAUACGGUUUUGUGACUGAGAGUCGUGCCUGCUAUGUAACAAACGUUUGUUAUUAUACUGUAUAUAAGAUUCAUCCUGUCAAUUGGGUGUAUGCAGUGUAAGCCACAUACUGCAGCAUGUCUAUUGGUGCUUGCCGAUCGAAAAAGCUCUGUACUUAGCAAACAUGAUGGUGGUAUUAAUAUUAAUGAAGGCCUGUAGACAUUAUGUGAACCAAGAAGCACAGUUAUCAACAGUAUCAAUAUGACAGCCCCAGAUUUUUUUUUAGAAGGUUUGCUUUGCAGAAUGCGUACGUGAAUGAAUUUGCCGUGAAGCCUACUACCGGAUAUCGACUCAAGUGAUCGCAAGGAACCAUGGCGUUCGUAUUGCUGCCGUGUGACUUACCAACAUGGCCCACUAUCCAGCGUCACCUCCACUCUCUGCGAGGCACCUCCAGCCCGGAGCAUCUCUCGCAAGUCCUCUACACUCUACACUCUCUCUGCAAUGUGAGUAUUGACCCCGACAUGAGCGAAGCGCUGCCCGAGGAGAUGUUCGCGGGCGUGGAGCAGUUCCUUAGGCUGGAGGCUGACCCUGGGUUCUUCUCCACCACUCUCCCGACCAUGCUUGACGCGGCGCUCAGCCUCAAGGAGCUCAAACCCCCUCAGGGGCUCACAUACUCCCUCCAGCAGCAAGGGGAGGACCUGGUGCUGGAGCGAGAGUUGGCCUCGUCCCUGCUGGCCCACAUAUUCUUCUGCACCCUACCUCGCCGGAGCCCCAUCUUCCACCCCACGCUCUCCGACCCCUGCCUCGCUCCCACCCUCUCCUCCCUGCACAGGGAGAGUCAGCAGGUGAAGGUGCGGGCGCUGUUUCACUACUUCAAGAUGAUCAGCCAGCACGCACACCCUGGACACCUCACCUUCUCCAGGAAGGUGAUGGGAAGUAAGGACUUCAUAACCCUGAGAGAAUGGGCGAGGAGCGAGGAACCGCUGUGUUCUGUGGUCAUCCAACACGAAGGACGUCUGGAGGAUGCUUCCCCGCCCGCUCUCCUGACCUGCUUCACCUCUCCUGACCUCGCUAGACCCGCCCUCACCAGAAGCAACUCCCAGGAAGUGUGUGCCAUGCUGAGCCAACCAGAGUUGCUGGUAACUGCAGUGUUAGUAGAACGACUUGAGGACAACGAGGCUAUGCAGGUGUCCGGCGCCCUCAGGACCUCCACUGUCUCCAACCUCAAGACUAGACCCUCAUUCACGCCCAGGAAAAGCGUGAGCCCGCCAGAAAUGGUGCACGUGAUGAUGGACGCGGACGACUACCGUCAGUCAGAGGUAAUGCAGUACGAGGAGAUCAACGUACUGCGGGAGCUCAACAAGGCGCGAUUAGCGUUCACCCAGGACCUUCCAGACCCCCCGGCGAACCACUCUCUCUCUGAUAUUGUCUCCGUAUCCAGGCAACAUUCUCAUGGCAGCGCCUCACCUCCAGCAAGAUACCGAACACAAGUUUCCUCAGAUUCGUCUACAGGAGGAAACCAGGACGAGGCAGGCUCAUCCAGCCCAACAGAGCCGAGCAAGAAACACCUUCCCAGUAAAGGAUCUACAGCAGAAUGGGUAAAUGAGAGUGACACACACGUGUUGAAGAAAAAAGCAAAAAAUAAGAAGGUAGAGAUAAGAGAAAAGAGUAAAAUAUCUGGCGACGAACAAUUGGGCGAUGCAAAGUCGAAAGGAUUAACGACGAGUAAAUCCAAACGUGGAAAGAACAUCUCAAAAUCAGGUGACAAACAGAAGGAAAAAUCAACAGAGAAAGUCCAUAUCACAAUAGACGACAGAUUGACUAAAAAACAUGCGGAAGGAGUUAUGACAGCGACGCAGCAAGAGUCGGCAGGUAGCGCCUCUGCCGGCGAACACGUUUCAAGCUUCGUCACGGCGCCGUCUACACUUAGGCACCGGCCUAAGAAACCAAAAGGUGGGCGAUCUAAGGGUCCAGAUGGUGUGUCGUCGCCACCACCUGUGACUAAGCCCACGGGAGAUAAAGUGGAAGCCAAGAGUGCCGAAAGAGUAAAAUUCAACGUACAGGAGACGAAAGGAGUUGUGGGUAACAUCAUAGAGAAACCGGAAGAUCAACACGCCAAGUUUGAUGAAGAUGAGGAGACUACGAGACUGCUCAACAGGGUGAUGCGUGCUAUAGAGAGGUUAGAACAAGAGAGACCGGAGUUGGUGCAAAAGGCAACGAUGGAGGAACAAGUUCAGAACUCAAAUACCAUAUCUAAAGUCAAGGGCAAACCACCUUUGCCCGAGUCACGACCUCGAACCAGCACGGGUGUAGAUCCUCCUGAAGUAGGCGACCCCGAGGGCCUAAGAGGUGAAGGUUCACGCAGACGACGCAGUUCUAAGGACCAGUGUGCCUCCGGGUCCCGUCAGGGCACUCAGGAAGGAGGCCAACAGCCUUCUAGCGAGACCAAUAAUCGAGUUGGGUCAGCCGAGGACGGUAGAAGGCUUUCUCUCUAUUACUCUUGUGACUCCGCGCCCACAGCCCCCCAACCUGAGGAUGAUUCCUACUACAGCGCCUGUGAGAGCCUCGACGGUCAGGACGUUGCCAGACCCAGAAGACCCUCCAAGAAGAGGGGUAAAAAGACGCGACGGAAAUCCUCUUUUGCAGACAGGCUCAAAGAGGCUUUGGCUCGGAAGUCGAGUCUAGACUCAGAGCAGCUUGAUGUUACCCGCGCCCAGAGGGACCACGACACAGACGACCUCCACCCGAGAGUGUCAAGACAAGAGUCGGGAGGCUUCGUCCUGGAUGAUGAUCUUCCUCGAGAGUGUAGCAUGGAGCAGGAGGGUGAACGAGGGGACUCAGAUCUGUCUGAGGAUGACGGCGAGGCUGGAAGAGAGUUAGGGGAGGAGAAUGGGUCAGGAUCCUCUCGGUACUCCUUCAGUUCAGACUACAUCUCAGACCUGGAGGACGUGUACGAGCAGCUGGGGGCGGUGCUGGAGGAGCAGCAGGAGGGGCAGCUGGGGCCCCGGACCGCUGCCAUCGCCAGAUUCGCCCAUGGCCUCCUGAAGCGUGCCCUGAGCGAAUCGUAUAAGGACGUGACAUUGGGCCUGGACGGUUUGGCAGUAAGGGAUCCUGAUAGUGUGGGGGCCUUGCUCCCACGAUCCCUCAGCCUCUCAGAGCACCGACAGCCUGGCGCCCGCACGCUACGUCCACCGCCGCUACAUAAGCUCAAGGGGGAACGGGGCAAGCCCGUGGUGACGGGUAACUGGGGCUGCGGCUCUCUGCGGGGCGACCACCAACUCAAAGCUAUGAUACAGUGGGCGGCGGCCAGCAAGGCGGGGGCUCCUAAGCUCAUCUAUUACACUUACGGCCACCAGAACACUGUCAAGCUGGACAUAGUGUGUCGCUUACUGGGUGACCGCGGGUGGCGUGUGGGUGACUUAGUGUCCACACUCAUGAGGUACAGCGAGUCACGCCUCGACUCCUGGCGGCGUAGGGAGACGGAACUCACAGAAUCAGCAGACUCCUCUCUCCCGGAGUCUCACAGGUACCGAAGUCCAUCGCUUGAGUCCCUCACGCUCUUCGACGAACUUAUUGGCGCCGACCGACCCUUCAUCAUCAUGGAGACGGAACUUUGACAGCCACCCCGCCCAGUUCUUCUGUCUAAAUUGUGCACGCUUUGUGCUUCCCAUCUGUCAGUGUCCGUGACCGCCGUAUUCACCCAAACACACCUGUCACAUCUGUCAAUUGGUGACCAGCAUGACCCUCCUCACACGCCUCUCACUGUUCUAGUGAGGCGCCCCUCCCCCCCCCCCCCCACACACACACACUUGUCAGCAAUAGUACCCAACCUGAUUCAACCAACGCACUUAAGUCGUUGUAAGUGGCCACCGUCAUCCUCCUCACACACCUGUCAGCGUGACAGCAGUUCGUGAGUCUGUUAGUACAUCUGUUACACGAUUUAAACAAUGGUAAUUUAUCUCGCAUCUGGUAAUGUGUCAAUGGAGAGUGUUAUACACACACACGGUAUAUCAUAUAUAUAUAUAUAUAUAUAUAUAUAUAUAUAUAUAUAUAUAUAUAUAUAUAUAUAUAUAAAUAAAUAAAAUGAAAAUAAUUUUCAGGCGUUACAAAAAUGUGUAUCAUUUCCAAACAUUUACAUGAACAUAUAAUUCUCAGUAUAAACUUGCAGAUAAUAAAAACACGAGUAAAUUCCAUUAAAUAAAUUACACCUCCAUUUGUUAAUGACAUAUAUGUAAACAAUAAUUUUUUACGGCUGUGCCUUCUCAUAUUUUUAAUAAAACUACAUGUAUAAAG